AUGGCUGAUGAUAAUCCUGCAGAAGCUUCAGCUGCAAAGCCUGAAGCCAAGCCCGUCAAUUGCCAUAUCUGCAACAAAUCGUUUCCCCACAAAGGCUCACUCAGGCGUCAUCGGCAGAGCAAGCAUCCUGUCAAAAAAGAAGAAGCAGACGCGUCUGGGACAGGACAAGAUGGCGAAGCGGCCAGCACUUUUGAUUGCGAGCUUUGCAAGCAGUCAUUUCCACGUCAAUCUUCAUUGACACAGCAUCAACGGAGCAAGCAUGGCCCUCCGAAGCCUGAAGCCCCAGCUACUUCUGCCACACAAGCUCAAGCUGCGGAGCCUAAGCCAGAAGCCUCUGCUGCGAAUGAAGCAUCUACUUCUGCCAAACAAGAAGAUACGAACCAAGGUGAUAAAGGCCAGGAAAGUAAGACCACUUGUUCAAUUUGCAACAGGUCUUUCAGCCAUCGAGGUGCGCUGUACCAGCACAAGAGAACCAAGCAUCGCACUAUCAAAACGGAUGUCGAGACUCCUACCAAGGAAGAGUAUAAGGCUCCAGAUGACGAAGAAAAGACAAUCAAGUGCGAUGUUUGCGACAAGUUGUUCACCAGCCGAAAUUCACUCCGAAGGCAUCUAAAGAGCAAACAUGCUUCAGAUAAGAAAGGUAAGGGCCCAGCAAAGAGUUCAGAACAAGGUGGCAAGGCAGCCGGCUCCUCAAAGCCAGUGCAUGCGACACUGAAGGAGCGACAUAUUGCUGGUUCUCAGAGGUUCAAAUGCCCAUGUUGCAAUGAGAACUUUCCUUCUGAGGACACGCUUAUGAAGCAUCAAGCAGAACAGCGUCUCGAAGCGAUGAGAAAGGUUAUGGAGAACAUGGCGCUGGCUGCUUCUGGCAUGAGAGUGUCUAAUGGCCAAGAUGGCUCGGAUGAGGAGAGUGAGGAGCAGGAGCCUGCCGAAGAGACCGCGACAGAAGAGAAGAAAGCCUCAAACAUGCAUCAAUGCACGCUUUGUGACAAGAGCUUCCGUUUCAAAUCAGCCCUCGUGCAGCAUGGACUUAUCAAGCAUGCAGUGGCAGACGACACUGUUGCAGAGAGCUCAGGUCAAGGAGCAAACGCGACUGCUGCAGGUAAGAAGGCAGAAAAUGUUGACGGGGAUGAAGAUGAGGAUAAGCCCUAUUGCCAGACCUGCCAAAAGACAUUCCGCCACGCUAAAGGACUUGCGGAUCAUAAACUCAACAAACACGGCAUCGUCGAAACCGAACCCACAAACUCAAAGCAAGGUGUGCCUGAAAACCCAACUUUUAGAUGCAGACCUUGUAAUAAGACCUUCCGUCUUGCGUCUGCACUUCGUCAGCAUCAGCGUGACAGUCAUCCCGAGAUGCAUGGACCGAGAUAUUCAGAGGAUGAUAUAAUGAGACAACUACUGCGAAUGGCAGUCCCACCAUUUGGCGAUGAUGGCGAUGAUGAUGACUAUGAGGAUGAGGAUUACGAAGACAAUGAAGACGAAGAUGACCCUUUCUCAUACCCUGGCCGCAGAGGACACCCGUUCGACUUCCCGGCUGGUAUUCAACCUGGUGAUAUAUACGACUCGGAUGACCCGGACUUUGGCUAUCCUGGUUUUUCUGAUGACGAUGGCGAUGAAGAUGAUUCCGACAUUGAUAUGGACAAUGAACGAGGUCCACCAACGCUCUGCACACACUGCAAUGGAUAUUUCCCGCAGAUGUUACUGGUAGCACAUCAGUGGCAUGUUCACGGUAUCAGCCACCCAGCUGUCGUCGACGUCCAAGCCAAGAUCGCAAAGGACGAUUCAUACGGCCCCAAACGCACCGUCUGCAAAGGAUAUCCUGAUCCCCAAAAUUUUCCCUUUUUCUUUGAAGCCAAGUAUUUCUUGCGAGAUUGCAAGUACAAGAACUGUGGACAGGAUUUCGAAACCGGCACGGAACGUAUCAACCAUGAGGUGGAAGCUCAUAAUCGCUGCAUUACGUGUGAGAUGUACUUUCAGACCCCGUCUGCUCUCGAGAAACAUCAGUCCAAGUCGAAAGUCGUCGAUACCGUCGUCAGAGAUUUCGACCACUGGCUUGAGUUCGCCGUCCCCGCACAAGUACACCACGAGAAGCAGAAAGAAAAGGCAGCUCGUAAUUCCAACCCCAACAAGAAUAUCGACUGCAUCACCUGCGAUCGCAAGUUCGAAAAAGCAUCCACAAUGAUGAAGCAUGUCGAAAGAGGCAGAUGUAUCCCUGAUGUUAAUGAGAUAGAUAUCUUUGCCGUCGGUCAGACGUUGGCUAACCGGGGAGCUCCCUGUGUUAGGUCGGGAGGAUUCUUUUGCCCGAUUUGUGACAAAUCGUAUAUGGUGCUGAGUGAGCUUAUUCAACAUGCGGAGGGAGAUGAGUGUAAUUUGAAUGUUCUGAGUGGGCCAUUGCGGGAGUUGAUCUCGUUGGUGAUGAUGGAUUUUAUGAGUAUGAUGAUGGGUCAUGCUUUCUGA
Messenger RNA from Fusarium fujikuroi IMI 58289, 2454 nucleotides. RefSeq lists its product as uncharacterized. Gene Ontology annotation, biological process: regulation of transcription by RNA polymerase II. Gene Ontology annotation, cellular component: nucleus. Gene Ontology annotation, molecular function: DNA-binding transcription factor activity, RNA polymerase II-specific; sequence-specific DNA binding. Bases 1 to 2454 code for a protein of 817 amino acids. The transcript is spliced from 2 exons. The record is from RefSeq and is a predicted model, not a curated record. NCBI's taxonomy places the organism in Eukaryota, Fungi, Ascomycota, Sordariomycetes, Hypocreales, Nectriaceae.